Ipomoea triloba (trilobed morning glory) is the source of this 1536-nucleotide messenger RNA. Its product is annotated as U11/U12 small nuclear ribonucleoprotein 35 kDa protein. Gene Ontology annotation, cellular component: U12-type spliceosomal complex; precatalytic spliceosome. Gene Ontology annotation, molecular function: snRNA binding; mRNA binding. Gene Ontology annotation, biological process: mRNA splicing, via spliceosome. The coding region runs from base 147 to 1250 and encodes 367 amino acids. NCBI's taxonomy places the organism in Eukaryota, Viridiplantae, Streptophyta, Magnoliopsida, Solanales, Convolvulaceae. The record is from RefSeq and is a predicted model, not a curated record. The transcript is spliced from 10 exons.
UCAAUUGCCAGUUUGGGUCGCGGAAUUCAAAGUUUGCGCGAAGCAUCUCAGGCAAUGAGGCAAAGUGAAAGCUCCAGGAUACAAAAUUCAUUAGAGUCCCUUUUGUACAGAUUUAAGAAGAUAAAGAAGCUAGGAGGGAAAGAAGGAUGGGCAGCAACCUAAAUGCGGUGUUCUACGCCGAUAUAUACCACCCUAUUCAGUCCGGCAGCAUCGACGGCACCGAUAUUCUGCCGCACGACAGCGCCGUCUAUCGGGCACUCCUCUGCUCCAAUGCCGGCCUAUAUGACCCCUUCGGCGACCCCAAGGCUGUCGGCGAUCCUUACUGUACUCUCUUCGUGGGACGUCUCUCACACCUCACUACCGAACACACUCUUCGCGAGGAAAUGAGCAAAUAUGGAAGGGUGAAGAACUUGAGAUUAGUCAGACACAUUGUAACGGGUGCUUCAUGUGGAUAUGCCUUUGUCGAAUUUGAAACAGAAAGAGAGAUGCGACGGGCAUACAAGAGGAAACUAGGAAAGCAAGAUGGUCUCUCUGUGCUCCCAAAGGCACAUUUUAGCUUCCCGGACAUUAUCAAUGACAUAAAUAAGGGAAAGAAAGAGGAUGCUCACCAUAAGAUCAUUGAUGAUUCUGAAAUUAUAGUUGAUUACAACAGGCAGCGACUGAUGCCAGGCUGGAUUCCAAGAAGAUUAGGAGGGGGACUUGGUGGCAAAAAGGAAUCUGGACAACUUCGAUUUGGAGGCCGAGAUAGACCAUUCCGAGCCCCACUGCGACAGAUUCCCUUGGAUGACCUGAAAAGGCUUGGAAUACCACCUCCACCAGAGGGACGAUAUAUGUCUCGCUUUCAGGUUCCAUCACCACCCCGAAGAGAAAGGAUCUCUGUAGACAGUGAAGACUCCCCUCGCAAAUACAAAGAAAGUAGGCGUUCUCAUCAGCGGGAGAGGUCAGCCAGUACGGAACGCAAUUCCAGCAGACACAAGCGAUCCAUGGACAUAGAAGACACCUCUCGCAAGAACCAUAAGCGUAGGAGAGAGAGAUCCUCUAGUCCUGAUUUUUCAUCGGAUGGAAGGAGUUCAAGGGACAGGGAAGAACGCUCCACUCAACGACACAGAAAGCAUAGCAGCAGGCAUAAGCGAUCCUCUCGUCACGACCGUUCAUCUGGUGAAAGUUCAUUGUAUAGGGAAGAACGUCAUAGGUCUCCUUCACAUCAAUAUGACAGAUGGUCUCCAAGCAGGAAGAGGUCUACCAGUUGAUUAGGAAAAAACACUUGAAUAUUACCCCCCUCCUAAAUUUAUCUCAUCACAUUCAUCUCUGAUAUGGCUAUAUAGAAAUGAAGUAGAAGAGUGAAUUUAUUCUAGCUUGAAACACAUUUUUUCUUUUCUAGGAGUUGCGGUAGAAACCAUCUUGAAAUGAUUCGAUGAGUUUGAAAUGCAAAAACAUUUAUCUACAGUUGAUGACUAAAAGUAGGAUUAAAUGUAUGCUUUUGAACUUUACAUGACUAAUAUUAAAUACUUGGAGUAUUUUGUUUUCUCUUGAAAA